Molecule: messenger RNA, 2355 nt
Organism: Apis dorsata (giant honeybee)
Lineage: Eukaryota; Metazoa; Arthropoda; Insecta; Hymenoptera; Apidae
Gene: SCaMC
Product: calcium-binding mitochondrial carrier protein SCaMC-2
Exons: 10
Coding region: 420-1850 (476 amino acids)
Biological process (GO): transmembrane transport
Molecular function (GO): ATP transmembrane transporter activity; calcium ion binding
Source: RefSeq, a predicted model, not a curated record
GAAACAUAUUUAUUCAAUAAUCUUGAGUAUAAAGAUUUAAGUUCUUUUUUUACAUGUGCUUAUAUAUUAUUUCUUUACACUUUGCGCUAUUUAUUUUGACAGUGUAAAAUUUUUUCAAAAUUUCUUGUUGUUUAGUUUGACAGCACAAUAUAAAAGACAGAGAAUCAUUAAUUUAUUAGUAGAAAGUGCGCGAAUGGUUAAAAAAUCAAUGUUCAUCGUAUAAUACCACGUGUGUAUAGUUAUGAAUUUCAUCGUAGGCGUGUGUAACGAUCGAAACGCUCCGUUUAGUAAUGAUAUUAAGAGCUUGCAGAAAGUUUAGAAAGUAUAUAUUGUCAAAAAAUAAAAAAAAUAUUUCGAAUAAUAAUAUACACGCGUAUAUUAAAAAGAGUUUCAAUAUUUCAUAAUAUUGAUAAAGAAAAAUGCCUAAUGGUCGAAGAAGCGCAGUGCAUAACGUAAUGCCACCGCACUAUCUACAUGAGUUGCCGGCAGAAGACGAGAAAAGAUUUGAACAAAUAUUUCAAAAAUUAGAUUUAGAUGGAAAUGGAAGAAUUGAUGUAAAAGAUUUGUCCAAGGCACUUCGUGAUGUGGGUGUCGAUAAAUAUUAUGCGGAGAGAUUUUUAGCCAGAUCGGAUAGUACUAAGAGUGGUGAUAUCACACUUGCAGAAUUUAUACAUUAUGUCCGCGAACACGAAAAAAAUCUGCGUUUACAAUUUUCACAUCUUGACACAAAUAAAGAUGGUAAAAUUGAUUUAGAGGAAUUAAUAAAAGCAUUUGAAGAAUUGGGAAUAAAAAUGGAUUUCAAUGAAGCAAAAAAAUUAUUGCAACGGAUGGACAAAGAUGGAAGUCUCACUAUAAGUUUUAAUGAAUGGCGAGAUUUUUUGCUUUACGCGCCAAGUUCUGAUCUUUUGGGUCUUAUCGAAUAUUGGCAUCAUACAAAUUAUAUGGACAUCGGGGAAGAUAUUGGUGUCCCCGAGGAUUUUACAACUGGUGAGAUGGUCUCUGGAAUGUGGUGGCGACAUUUGGUGUCCGGUGGCGUAGCAGGUGGUGUAUCACGCACAUGUACUGCACCUUUAGAUCGUAUUAAAGUUUAUCUACAGGUGCAUGGAACGCGACAUUGCAAAAUCAAAAGUUGCUUCAGGUAUAUGCUUCGUGAAGGUGGUUCUCUUAGUUUGUGGAGAGGAAAUGGUAUAAACGUACUUAAAAUCGGACCAGAAAGCGCUUUGAAAUUUAUGGCCUAUGAGCAAAUUAAGAGAGCGAUUAAAGGAGAUGAUGUUAGAGAGCUCGGACUUUACGAACGAUUAAUGGCGGGAUCAUUAGCUGGCGGAAUUAGUCAAUCAGCUAUAUAUCCACUUGAGGUACUCAAAACUAGAUUUGCACUUAGAAAAACAGGAGAGUUUUCAGGUUUAGUAGAUGCAACAAAAAAGAUAUAUAAACAAGGAGGUUUAAAAUCUUUUUAUAGAGGUUAUAUACCUAAUUUAAUGGGAAUAAUUCCAUAUGCUGGUAUUGAUUUGGCUGUAUAUGAAACUUUGAAAAAUAGGUAUUUACGAACACAUGAUAAAAAUGAACAACCACCUUUUUGGAUAUUAUUAUUAUGUGGAACAGCUUCAAGUACAGCCGGUCAAGUAUGCUCAUAUCCUUUAGCAUUAGUUAGAACACGAUUACAAGCAGAUAUAUCACCAGGAAAACCAAAUACUAUGAUUGCUGUUUUUAAAGACAUUAUUAAAAAUGAAGGAAUUCGCGGUUUAUAUAGAGGCUUAACUCCAAAUUUUUUAAAGGUGGCACCAGCUGUAUCCAUUAGUUAUAUAGUAUAUGAAACUGUUAGAGAUUUUUUGGGUGUUAAUAUGACGUGAUGAUUAUUUAUUUUAGGCUGUUCCUAAGAAUUUUGCAGCAGCUUCAUCUAAGAUCCAAUAUAAUUCUCCAUUGUGUGGUUGUACACGAGCAGCUGGCACAUUUUCUUUGUCUUGCAAAAUUCGCUGUGAGAUAUUAAAUAUUUAAAGUAAAAUAAUAACUUUCAUAUAAAUUAAAUAAAUUUAAAAAUUAUUUUUCUUUAAUUUUUAAUAAAAUAAUUACCUUAAUAAUUUCUGCUUUGCUAGAUCCAGUAACAGCAAAUAUGCAUUUUUUUGCAUUAUUUAUCACAGGAAGAGUAAGAGUAAUACGAGAUGAUGGUGGCUUAGGAGAAUCAUUUAUAGGACAGACCCAUAAACUGGCUUCAUUCAAAAGCUUAUGACCAGGGAAAAGAGAACAUAUAUGUCCAUCUAGACCCAGUCCCAAAAGAAGAACAUCAAAACAUGGAACACGGUCAGGAGGAAAAAAAACGGACAUCUUCUUAAUAUAAUCUUUUGCAGCAUCUUCAGC